Molecule: messenger RNA, 1768 nt
Organism: Syngnathoides biaculeatus (alligator pipefish)
Lineage: Eukaryota; Metazoa; Chordata; Actinopteri; Syngnathiformes; Syngnathidae
Gene: prune1
Product: prune exopolyphosphatase
Exons: 9
Coding region: 351-1676 (441 amino acids)
Cellular component (GO): cytoplasm
Molecular function (GO): exopolyphosphatase activity
Source: RefSeq, a predicted model, not a curated record
CAGCUUUUAGGUUUGGAGUUGCAAAAUGUGGCUGUGGGAUAUUAGAAAUUGUAAAUCAAUCUCGAUGUCCCAUGUACGUGCUCCGGAGAGUAUUCAGACCCCCUUCCAUCUUUCACUCGUUGUUAUAUUGCAGCCAUUUGCCCAAUCCCUCCAUGCAUUUCAAGUACAAAUAUAUCCUGGACGAAAACCUGGCCCUCUCCAGAGUUCCCAGGACCUCAGACUGGGUUGAAGGUUCACUUUCCAACUAGGCAAUGGCCAUAAAUACACAGCUCAAAUCCCAAAGGAGUGGUUUCAGAACAACGCUGUGACUGUUCUCGAAUGGCCCAGCCAGAGCCCCGACUUAAACCCAAAUGGAGCGUCUCUGCAGAGACCUGAAAAUGGCUGCCCGCCAACGUUCACCGUCCAACCAGACAGAACUGAAGACGAUCAGCGUAGGAGGAGGAAUGGCGGAGGAACCCCAAAUCCAGGCAAGCGCCGGGCUCCCGUCGGGCCCCGUGUUCCACGUGGUCCUGGGAAACGAGGCCUGUGACCUGGACUCCAUGGUGUGCGCGCUGGUGUACGCCUACUUCCUGUCCAAGACGCGGGGCGACCCGGCGGGGCUCAGCGUUCCGUUGCUCAACAUCCGCCAGGAGGAGCUGGCGCUCCGUUCCGACAACACGUUUCUGCUGCGCCAGACCGGCCUGUCUCCGGACUCGCUGCUCUUUCGGGACCAGCUGGACUUGGCGCUGCUGCGGGGUUCGGGCCGCCUGCGGCUCACUCUCGUCGAUCACAACACCCUUCCCAGUUCAGACGCUGACCUGGAGGCGGCGGUGGUGGAGGUGAUCGACCAUCACGCGCUGGAGCGGGAGCCCGGUCAGUCCUGCUCGGUCACCGUGGAGACGGUGGGCUCCUGUGCCACUUUGGUGACCGAGCGCCUCAUCCAGAACGCUCCGCACAUCCUAGACAAGCAGGUGGCGCAGCUUCUCUACGCUACCAUCCUGACCGACUGCGUCAACAUGGCGCCUGUGGCGGGCAAGGUGACGCCCAAAGACAGCCAGUAUGCCGCCGCCCUGGAGGCGCGUUUCCCCUCAAUGCCACCGCGCGGCGCUCUCUACCAAGCGCUGCACAACGCCAAGUUUGACUUGUCAGGUCUCAACACGGAACAAAUGUUGAUGAAGGACAUGAAAACGCUGGCAGGAAGUUUCUCCAUCGCCGUGUCGGUUCUCUACCAGCCCAUUGAGGCUUUCAUGCAGAGGGCGGAGCUGGAGGCGGAGCUUUCUUUCUUCUGUCGGAAGUUGUCUUUUGACCUCCUGGUGCUGAUGAGCAUUUCCUUCACGGAGGCCAAGCAGCCAAUCAGAGAGCUGGCACUCUUUAGCCACAGCGCCCCCCGCAGAGAACAGGCGAGCCGCUUCCUGGAACGGGCCGGAAACCCCGCCCUCGACCUCCGUCCCAUCGGCAGCCCCCAUCGCCACGUGGCGGCCUAUCACCAAGGAAACGCGUUGGCGUCGCGGAAGAAACUUCUGCCGCUGCUCAAAGACUUUCUGAGGACGAGCGACGGAGAGGACGACGAGGACGGAGGCCGAGUGCCCCCCACGCCCAUGAACAGCCUGGUGGAGGGCUGCCCUCUGGACGCCGGGCCGCCCCCCAUCAGUGUGGACGCACUGCACGACAAGUUGGGCAAGAUGGACGCCCGCUGACCCCACGGGCUGGGGCACAACCUGGCAAUAUAUCUUCCCUGCAUGGACUUUUCAACAUUUAGCAUUCUAUGCAAAAUAAAGGGUGAAAAUUU